AUCCAUUCUCCCCCACACCACCACCAUCAUGUCUCAAUCACCCAAGGAACAGCUGGAGAAGCUCCAGGCCAUGCUGCAGAGGACCGGCGGCCGUGGAGGUUUCGGUAUGGGCCGCAUGCCUACCGGGGGAGGUCCCGGAGGUGGUGUGGUUGCCGCCCUCGUCGCCGUCGGUCUCGCAGGAUAUGCCCUGUCGAACUCAUUCUUUAACGUUGAUGGUGGUCACCGUGCCAUUAAGUACUCUAGGAUCGGUGGUGUGAAGAAGGAUAUCUACAGCGAAGGAACCCACAUCAACAUCCCUUGGAUCGAGACGCCGGUUGUCUACGACGUGCGCGCGAAGCCGCGGAACAUCGCUUCUUUGACGGGUACCAAGGAUUUGCAGAUGGUGAACAUUACCUGCCGUGUUCUGUCGAAGCCCCGAGUGGAUGCCCUUCCGCAAAUCUACCGUACCCUCGGUAAAGACUUCGAUGAGCGUGUGCUUCCGUCGAUUGUGAACGAAGUCCUGAAGAGUGUGGUGGCUCAGUUCAACGCCAGCCAGCUGAUCACCCAGCGUGAGAACGUCGCCAGACUGGUGCGGGAUAAUCUUGCUCGCCGAGCAGCUCGGUUCAACAUCGCCCUUGACGAUGUGUCGCUUACGCAUCUGACCUUCUCCCCCGAAUUCACUGCCGCUGUCGAAGCCAAGCAGGUUGCUCAGCAGGAAGCCCAACGGGCGGCUUUCCUGGUCGACAAGGCCCGCCAAGAGAAGCAGGCUUUCAUUGUCCGCGCCCAGGGUGAGGCCCGCUCCGCCGAGCUGAUUGGAGACGCGAUCAAGAAGAGCAAGAGUUACAUCGAACUUCGGAAGAUUGAGAACGCGCGCCACAUUGCCCAGAUUCUGCAGGAGAGCGGCGGCAAGAACAAGCUGUACCUGGACUCCCAGGGCUUGGGCUUGAACGUCAACGUGAACGCCGAGGAGAAAUAAGCAUAAUCCCCUUCGCAUGAGAAAAGGAGUUUAUUAGGAGAGAGCGGCAGCGGACUCAAAGCUGGCAGCAGCUUCUCUUUACUUUGGUCUUUGUUAAUGGAAAUGUAAUGGUGCUCAUUCUUGCCGACGAUGCUCUGGAAUGCGCGACCCUCCGAGGGGUAGGAUAGGGUAUCUGUACAAAUAGUUGUCUUAGGUUUCACCGAAUUGCCAGGCGAAAUGUUUCUCUUCUCUU
Molecule: messenger RNA, 1187 nt
Organism: Aspergillus steynii IBT 23096
Lineage: Eukaryota; Fungi; Ascomycota; Eurotiomycetes; Eurotiales; Aspergillaceae
Product: prohibitin subunit PHB2
Exons: 4
Coding region: 29-955 (308 amino acids)
Biological process (GO): mitochondrion organization
Cellular component (GO): membrane; mitochondrion
Source: RefSeq, a predicted model, not a curated record